Molecule: messenger RNA, 3351 nt
Organism: Oryza sativa Japonica Group (Japanese rice)
Lineage: Eukaryota; Viridiplantae; Streptophyta; Magnoliopsida; Poales; Poaceae
Source: RefSeq, a predicted model, not a curated record
GGAGAUGCCGUCACCGGCCGGGGGGCGAGGUGGCCGCGCCGCGGCCACAGAAUCCCGGCGAGACGACCGUGAGUCGCUCGAUCGCUCACGGGCUCGCGGAUUGCAUUAUCCUCACCUGCCGCCGCUGCUGCUACGCCCGCCAUUCUUUCUGUCGCCUACUUGCUUCCUCCUCUUCCUCUUCCUCUUCCCUCGUCUCCCCGGCGCCACCUGACUGAUUGGAUUGGUAUCGAUCCAAGCCUAUCAGCCUAGCUAGUGACCUGAGUACUCUGCUGUCUGCUGCCUGAAUCUGAAUCGAUCGAUCACUCGCUCGCUGCCUGAAGAGAGCAAGAAUCGAUGGUUGCACGGCCAAGAUUGCUACACCUUCGCUGAUAAAUAGCCGAGGACAAUCUCAUCGGCAUCCAUGGCGGGCAGCAGCAGCUCGAAGGAGAUAGUCGACGCGGUGGAGAAGUGGAUGGCGUUCCCCACCUCCGGCGGCGGCGGCGCCACCGCCGGCUUGGAGAUCGUCGCCGAGGAUGCGCCUAGCGGAAGCAGCGGCGCCCACCAGCAGCAGGCGUGGCGUCCGGUGGCGCCGGCGACGGCGGGGCGCGACAGCGGCGGCACGGGGAGCGGCAAGUCGUCGGUGGACGGCGGCGUCGGGCGCGCGUCGCACGACUCCCUGCCGCGGGUGUCGCAGGAGCUCAAGGACGCGCUGUCGAGCCUGCAGCAGACGUUCGUGGUGUCCGACGCGACGCGCCCGGACUGCCCCAUCAUCUACGCCAGCGAGGGGUUCUUCACCAUGACCGGCUACUCCCCCAGGGAGGUGGUCGGCCGCAACUGCCGCUUCCUCCAGGGCCCCGACACCGACGCCGCCGAGGUGGCCAAGAUCCGCGACGCCGUCAAGCACGGCCGCAGCUUCUGCGGCCGCCUGCUCAACUACCGCAAGGACGGCGCCCCGUUCUGGAACCUCCUCACCGUCACCCCCAUCCGCGACGACAACGGCAAGGUCAUCAAGUUCAUCGGGAUGCAGGUGGAGGUGAGCAAGUACACGGAGGGGCUCAGCGACAAGCGGAUGCGGCCGAACGAGUUGCCGGUGUCGCUCAUCCGCUACGACGAGAGGCAGAAGGACAAGGCGAUGUCGUCGAUGACGGAGGUGGUGCAGACGGUGAAGCAGCCGCGCGGGGCGCGCGCGCCGGCCGACGCGGCGCUGCUGACGCCGCCCAAGAUGAGCGACGCGGACAAGAUGGCCGCCAUGUCGCCGGUCGUGGCACCCGGCACUCCCUCGGGCGGAGGAGGAGGAGCCGGGUCCUUCAAGUCGCCGCUCUGGGACCUGAAGAAGGAGGAGUCCCGCCUGAGCCGGCUCGCCAGCGGCCGCAAGUCCGGCCGCUCCUCCCUCAUGGGGUUCAAGAUCGGGAAGAGGAGCUCGGUGGGGAGCAGGGAGGCGCCGGCGGUGGUGGAGGAGCCGGCGCCGGCGCCACCGCCGGCGCCGGAGGUGGUGGAGAGGACGGACAGCUGGGAGCGGGCGGAGCGGGAGAAGGACAUCCGGCAGGGGAUCGACCUGGCCACCACGCUGGAGCGCAUCGAGAAGAACUUCGUCAUCACCGACCCCAGGAUCCCGGACAACCCCAUCAUCUUCGCGUCGGAUAGCUUCCUGGAGCUGACGGAGUACACGCGGGAAGAGAUCCUGGGAAGGAAUUGCAGAUUCCUUCAAGGGCCGGAGACCGACCAGGGCACGGUGGACAAGAUCAGGGAGGCCAUCAGGGAGCAGAAGGAGAUCACGGUCCAGCUAAUCAACUACACCAAGAGCGGGAAGAAGUUCUGGAACUUGUUCCACCUUCAACCCAUGCGCGACCAGAAGGGGGAGCUUCAAUACUUCAUUGGUGUGCAACUUGAUGGAAGUGAUCAUGUUGAACCCCUCAGGAACCGCCUUUCGGAGAAUACUGAGAUACAGAGUGCCAAAUUGGUCAAAGCUACAGCAGAGAAUGUGGAUGAUGCAGUCAGGGAGCUUCCUGAUGCCAACUUGAGACCAGAGGAUUUGUGGGCAAUUCACUCAAUGCGUGUUUCUCCAAAACCUCACAAACGGAAUAACCCUUCUUGGAUAGCUAUAGAAAAGGCUACAAAUUUAGGGGAGAAGAUUGGCUUGAAACACUUCAAGCCUGUAAAACCUCUCGGCUGUGGUGACACUGGCAGUGUGCACUUGGUUGAGCUACAAGGAAGUGGUGAAUUAUUUGCAAUGAAGGCCAUGGACAAGUCAGUGAUGUUGAACCGCAACAAGGUACAUCGAGCUUGUAUUGAAAGAGAAAUAUACGCACUAUUGGAUCAUCCAUUUCUCCCAACAUUGUAUACUUCAUUUCAGACGCCAACACAUGUUUGUCUCAUAACAGACUUUUGUCCGGGAGGAGAACUCUUUGCAGUGCUUGAUAGGCAACCCAUGAAAAUUUUCAGGGAAGAAUGUGCAAGGUUUUAUGCUGCAGAGGUUGUAAUUGGUCUCGAGUACCUUCAUUGCCUAGGUAUUAUAUACCGUGAUCUGAAGCCAGAAAACAUUUUGCUCCAAGCAGAUGGGCACAUUGUACUGACUGAUUUUGAUCUUUCAUUUUUGACGACUUCAAAACCCCACGUGAUAAAAAAUUCCACAUCAUUAAAACGAAGAAGGUCACAAGAAUUUCUCCCCCCAACAUUUGUCUCAGAACCUUCCACUCCAUCAAAUUCAUUUGUUGGUACUGAAGAGUAUAUCGCUCCAGAGGUUAUAACGGGUGCAGGGCAUACAAGUGCAAUCGAUUGGUGGGCUCUCGGAAUUCUAUUGUAUGAGAUGCUGUAUGGGCGUACACCUUUCCGAGGAAAGAACAGGAAAAAGACAUUUUAUAACAUACUGCACAAAGACCUUACAUUUCCCAGUAGCAUUCCGGUUAGUCUUGCAGCAAAGCAAUUAAUCCAUGGAUUACUUCAGAGAGAUCCUUCAAAUCGUAUAGGUUCAAAUGCUGGUGCAAAUGACAUCAAGCAACAUUCCUUUUUUCAAGACAUCAAUUGGCCACUCAUACGUUGCAUGAGCCCCCCUGAACUAGAUGUUCCUCUGAAACUAAUUGGCAAGGAAACUCAACCAAAAGCGAAGCCUGAUGAAGAUGUUCCCCUAAAUCUUGAUACAUUUUAAGGGUAGAUCAAACUGGAGCAGUUCUUUUUCCUGUAUAGUAAUAAGAGGCUUCAUGUGAUGUUAGCAUUGUUGAGUGUUUUCAGUCUGAGCUGCCUCAAAAUCGUGUACAUGAUUAUUCUUUUGGUUAGGUAAAGAUCUUAGUACUUCACAUAAAUAGGAUAUAUUCUUGUAAAGCUUAUACUCUUUUCUUGGAGAUGAUUCAAUAAAGUAGUAGUGUUUAUAAUAUA